Messenger RNA from Bombyx mandarina (wild silkworm), 982 nucleotides. RefSeq lists its product as uncharacterized. The record is from RefSeq and is a predicted model, not a curated record. NCBI's taxonomy places the organism in Eukaryota, Metazoa, Arthropoda, Insecta, Lepidoptera, Bombycidae.
GUCCGCGUUUCUUACAUAUUCAAUAAAAAACUUGCAGUCAGGGGUAUUCUAGCUAGGUGAGUUGCGGUGGUCCCAAGGGACUGCAAAUUUUGUUUUGGCAAAGUAAUAGUAUAUCCACCCACAGGGACCGCUCUGAUCCUUAACCUGUCAAAAAUUACUACCACAUCACAAAAGAAUUUACAUCUACUCUGUAGAAUUUAAAACAUUGUUUUGCAGCAUUUUCAACUUAAAUCAGGAUUCGAGAGAGUUCGCGAGUCUGCCUGUCUGUCCUGCGCGGGGGUGGCUUUCGUCAUCGGCAGGAUUCGAAGGCUGGGUCUGGAGGUGGCACUCGAUCACCUCAGGGGGCCCGCCUCGUAAUCGGAGGCGUUCGCGUCGAGAUCGAGGCGACCGGAUUGCGGUACCUCGGUCCCGUACUGGACGGUCAUUUGAGCUUCCGCGCUCACUUUGAAAGAUUAGGUCCCCGACUGAUGGUGGCCGCCGGCUCGUUGAGUCUGCUGUUGCCGAACGACGGGGGACCCGACGUGGUGGUGCGCCGCCUCUACACUUGGGUGGUGCGGUCGAUGAAACUGUACAGGGCUCCCGUGUGGUGCCACGCCCUAACCCUCAACAACGUUGCGGCUUUGCGACGUCCGCAGCGCGCGAUUGCAGUCAGGGCGGUUUGUUGCUGCGGAUUACGCGUGACGAUGCGUUCUCCGCUCCAGGGGGGAGCCGCGUCCCGGUGCGGCGGAAGUUCGGGCGUGGAAGCUCCAAUCUCGGCGUGCUGUACUCGAAGCGUGGUCUAGCCGACUGUGGGCGACGGACCGUCGAGACGAUCCGCCCGGUUCUCUCAGACUGGGUGAGUCAUGACCGAGGACGUCUUACCUUCCGGACUGAGCACACGCUCACGUACUGCCUCGAUUUCAAGGAGCAGCGCCGCGUCCUCGUUGCAAAAAUAGGACCGGACUUGUCGCUUCUGACCGUCGUGGCUACGAUGCUCGGCAGC